GGCCUGAUUCUUACCUGAUCUGGAUCUUGCAGUGAUCUGGACCUGAGAGGUGAAAUCCAGCCCAUAGAAAGGUCACUGGGAGAGCUGGAGAAUCAGCGGGUGCAAAUGGAAUUGGAAAAGGACUCCCUGUAUUUUCAAUUCCAGCAGGAGCAGCAACAGCAAGAACAUGGCCCAGAAAAUCCAGCCUCGUUCCAGACCGAAAAUGACAUUAGGAAGAAAAUCCUCGAGAAGGAAUUCAAAAUCAGCAGUUUGCAGAGAGAGAGAGAGAAGAAGCUUCGUGACAUUAGUCUGAUCUGCGUUCAGUCCCGAAAUCAGUUUUCCAAACAGCGGAUUUGGAUGGAUUUCAAGAACAGCCUUCAGGCGAUGAGAAGGAAAGCGGCAUGUGCUGAAGGUAGCGAAGAUGAGGAGGAGGAGGAGCCCGAAGAUGAAGACUUGACUACGUCGGACACAAGCGACCCUCGGGAAGAUGAAUCCCAGCAUGGGAAACUUCAGGUUUUCACAGUCAGUUCUACAGAAUACCUAAAACUGCAUGGAAAACUGCUCCGCGAUGGGCAGCCGCAAGUCUUCCACAGCGACGAGGAUACAGAAAUACCAGCUCUGAAGAAGUUUGCCAUUCACACUGCCUUGCAGCACAGCAUGGUGGCAACAGAGAAAGUGAUCAGAAAUGUAGCUCGGGUCAUAAGUCAAGUGGUCAACUAUCUGACCAAUCAGAGAGCAGAGGACAAUUCCCACCGGGCCCAGGUCCAAGAAUUGGUGCAGGACUGUUUGUUGGCCCUGCGCUCACAACUUCAGGAGGUGGUGGAAGACAGCCUCCAAGACAUCCAGUUCUAUUUUUCUGUCCUUAUUCUCUCCAAUCUAAAGAAAGGAGCCAUAAGGGCAGAGGAGAUGUGUGAAGACAAAGUCAGAAGUUGGGGGUUACCGGGGAUUGGAUACCCCUACGCCACGUACCGGGCUGUGUGUGCUCGUCAUGGCCUCUACAGCUCUGUAGCAUGCGGCUUUGUGGAUUUCAACGAGCAGCUCACAGAGCCGAUAUCCAGCGCAAUCUCCAUGACGUGGAAUGAGGUCUUCAGCUGUAGAUUGGGGGAGUCCAUCAAUCAGUUCAGCAAAACCAUCUUAGAUGCAUUGAAAUACUUCUUCAAAGAUCUUAAGAGCAAGCUCCAGAAAAGAGGCAGAAACACAGAGCCAGUAAGCGCCAUUCAGAGGCACCAAAUGGAAGCUGUGCAGGCUUUGCUGUGCAACUUUCUCCUGGAUCAGACCGAGUACAUCAAGAAAAGGCAGCGAGGUAUAUCCCGCGUCCUGACACCAGAAAUACAGGCUAGCAUGAAGCCAAUAUAUGCAGCGUGUAGCCAGCUGAACGGCCCUGGCAGUUUCCAGAGAAUGAAAGCUCUUAUGCAGAAGUGUGUCCAGAGUCAGAAGAAGGCCAUGUUUAACAAUGCCACUGACAAGUUGCAGCAACAGCUUGACCUGCUCCAGAGCUACAUCCGGGCUAGCUACGAGUGCUUGGUUCAGGAGCUGACUAAAUCCUUGGCUAUGCAGUUUGAACCAAUGCUGAAGCCUGUCCAGAAAAAUGACAGAAUUAUUCCAGAUUUAGUGACCAUCUGUGCCCAAAUCAGCAAGCUCUGUAAACUGUCCUGUGUAGAUUAUGUUCUUCCCAACCUCAGCCAGCCUGACAGCGGUUCUGUGCCUGCUUCCCCUGGGAAAGAGCUGCCACUGAAGAGGGAGUUGUUGGAAGGCCCAAAUCCCCCAAAGUUCCUGGGAAAGUGCAACGUGAUCCGCAUUGGGACCAUGCUCCUGCCGCACACGAAUCCCAUUCAGAUAUCGGUGCAAGAAAUCACCAUCACUAUGACAGAUACCAGCCUGACGCUUCCGUUCAGCAGAGUGUAUCUCUGUGAAUGUUGCUUACCCCUCUAUUAUUUGAUCCUUCAUCUCCCGCCUGAGUUUGCCAAGGACAUUUACUCCAGAGUGGGAGCCCAGGCAUCCAACCCAUACCUAGGUAGCCAGGAGGCUCUCAUUGUCCUGGAGAAGCCCCAGGACCCGUCCUCCUUCCACAGCCUGAUAGAAUUGAUAUCGGCGCAGCGUGGGGGCGCACCGUGGUUCCGGGAGCUAAGCCUGCAGCAGGGGAGAGAGAAGCUGGAAUCGCUGGGAGUGUAUUACACUGCCAGAGUGAACCCUCGCGACAGCUGCAUGCUGGAGGACUUACAGUACGAAGAUGAGGAGAUGACUCUUGAGGCCCCGUGCUCCAGUUUGCCUUCAGACCAGCCAGCCGUCUUCACCCUUGCACAGCAGCCCCUGCUGCCUGGCGUGAGGCUGUGUCUAUAUGGCAGAAAGCGAGAGGGAGGCGAGAUCCAGUCACACUUGGAGAAGAAGCACAGAGGCAAAGCCAUGGGACAAAGCCCAGGAAAGGAGCCUGCUGGGUCCCACCUGCCAAGGUAACUUCACAGAGACGAGGGAUGUUUGUCGAUUAAUCAGCUAACCCAGUGGGUGAUGGACUUUCCAUCGAGUCCACAGUUGGUCGAUAAGGGGGGCAGCUCUUGUACAUUUCAAAGGGGGAGGUGCAGCAGUCAGGAUACCUCUGCCUCCCCUGCGCCCCG
Pelodiscus sinensis (Chinese soft-shelled turtle) is the source of this 2591-nucleotide messenger RNA. The record is from RefSeq and is a predicted model, not a curated record. NCBI's taxonomy places the organism in Eukaryota, Metazoa, Chordata, Testudines, Trionychidae.